Messenger RNA from Corylus avellana, 1721 nucleotides. The record is from RefSeq and is a predicted model, not a curated record. Lineage: Eukaryota; Viridiplantae; Streptophyta; Magnoliopsida; Fagales; Betulaceae.
UUGCAACUUCGUCCAUGGCCUUUAAGGGAGCUUCUUCAUCUUCCUCUUCCUCCCCUUAUGUUACCAGUCAAUGGGCUUAUGAUGUGUUCUUGAGCUUUAGAGGUGAAGAUACUCGAAACAAUUUUACUGCUCAUCUAUACGCUGCUUUGGAUCAAAAGGGAAUCAACACCUACAUAGAUAACGACCUCGAAAGAGGAGAGAACAUUUCUCCAGCACUUCUCAAAGCUAUUGAUGAGUCAAGGAUUUCGGUCAUUGUACUCUCUCAGAAAUAUGCAUCUUCCUCAUGGUGCUUGGAUGAACUUGCGACGAUCCUUGAGUGUAAGAAAAGAAAGGGACAAAUUGUUCUACCGGUGUUUUACAAGGUAGAUCCAUCAGAAGUACGACACCAAAAAAAUAAUUUUGGAGAAGCAUUUGCCAGACACGAGGAAAGAUUCAAAGAUGAUCAAAUGAAGGUGCAGAGGUGGAAAACAGCCCUAACACAAGUGGCCAAUUUGUCCGGCUGCGAUUUAGGGAACAGGAAUGAGCAUGACUUUAUUCAGGAAAUCAUUGAAUGGGUGGAUUUGAUGUUAGUAAAAGAGACAUAUUUUCAAGUUGCCACGUAUCCGGUUGGAAUAGAGUCUCUUUUAGAAGAUGUGAUGUAUUGGCAUUUAGAUAGAAAGAAGAAAGAUAGUACACACAUGGUAGGGAUCUUGGGAACUGGUGGAAUUGGUAAGACAACUCUAGCCAAAGCCAUCUACAACUCAAUUGCUUCUCAAUUUGAAGGUAGUUGUUUUCUUGAAAACGUUAGAGAAACUUCUGACCAAAAGGGCGGUCCAGUCUAUUUACAAAAUAAACUUUUAUCAAAGAUCUUAGGAGGUUCAAGUCAAAUGGUUGACAAUGAUGAUCAAGGAGUUACUUUCAUAGAGAGGAGGCUUCACCUAAAAAGGAUACUUUUAGUUCUUGAUGAUGUGAAUAAGUCAGACCAACUAGAAAAGUUAGCUGGAAGAACUGAUUGGUUUGGCUUAGGAAGUAGAAUCAUCAUAACAACAAGAGAUAAACGUUUACUUCAUGCAUAUGAUGGAGUUUUAUCAAUUUACCCUAUGAAAGGGUUGGGUCACUAUGAAGCUCUUCGGCUUUUUAGUUGGCAUGCCUUCAAAAGUGACAAACCUAAUGAUGGUUAUGUUGAAGUCACAGAAGAUGCAAUACGUUAUUGUGGAGGAUUGCCACUAGCUUUAACAGUGUUAGGCUCUGCUCUAAAAGGUAGAGACAUACUUUAUUGGAAAAGUAAAUUGGACGAGUACAGAAGAAUUCCUAACAGUGAUAUCCAAAAAAUACUUAGAAUAAGUUUUGAUGGAUUGGAAGAAAAUGCGAAGAAUAUUUUUCUUGACAUAGCCUGUUUCUUCAAAGGAGAGGAUGUAAAAUAUGUUCGAGAAAUGCUUGACAGUUGUGGUUUCCACUCAAAUACUGGUAUCGUUGAGCUAGAGGAUAAGUGUCUCAUAACUGAUGAUUGGGGAUCCAUCAUGAUGCAUGACUUGGUGCAAGAAAUGGGUAGAGAAAUUGUUAGACAAGAAUCACCCAAAAAUCCUGGCGAACGUAGCAGAUUGUGGUUUCAUGAAGAUGUUCGGUGUGUCCUAGAAGAUGAUAUGGUAAGAAUUAUGUUAAAAAUACCUUUUAAUUUUACAUUUGUUUAUUUUUCAUUAGUUAAGCCACUAGUAUUCAUUUAUUUAUUUAUUUUUGCUUAA